ACUGGAGCCAGCAAAGGCUAUGCAUUCAUGGAGUUUGAGUCUGAUGAUGUGGCCAAGAUUGUUGCAGACACAAUGAACAACUACCUGUUCUCUGAGAGACUGCUGAAGUGUCAGUUCGUGCCUCCCGAGAAGGUGCACGAGAGCCUGUUCCAAGGCUGUGACAGGAUGUUUCGGCAGCCCUCGCAGCCGGCCGUGCGGCGCUACAACCGCGUGCGCUCCCUGCUGGAGAAGGCCAGGAUGACGCAGCGCCUGCUGAGGAAGGAGAGGCUCUUACGGAAGAAGCUGGCUGAGAAGGGGCUGGACUAUGACUUCCCAGGAUUUGCUGCACAGGCACUUUCCAAAAAGAGGAAAAAAGUUAAAACAUCCAAGAAACGAAAUCUGAACAUUUCUUUGAGCAGCCAGGAUCCUACUCCAGUGUGUACUCCAGCAGUGCUCGAGCGCCGGAAAGCUGCUCGGAUGGAUGAUGACACAGAGGAUGAUGAAGUAACACUCAGGCUUCCCUCUGCCAGCGGUAAGAAUGCUGUGCAGAGACCAAAGAAGCAGCCAAGGCAAAGGCCAAGCCUGAAGAAACAGAAACAGACUUAAAAUUGUUAUGCAUGUAGCCAUAUUUUUCUCAACUAUAAAAACUUCUGAGGUGGAGCUUCUACUGGGUCUGCUGCCCUGGCUUGGUCCAUCCUGCCUAGACUGUUUCAGGCUUUCCUAGGCAAGGACUCUGUUCACAAAUCCUGUCCCUGUGGUUUAGCCAUCAAGGGACAUAGGAAGAUAUCCUUGACUUUGUGCUCACAAGUGCCCGUGCUGUGACACAGCUACAAUAGUCCACAAUCUCCAGUUAAUUUUAUAACUCGUGUCUAGAACUCACUGUUUGGAAAGAAAAUGUGAGGCUGUCCAUUCAGAGUUGGCUAAUGCAAGCAACUUUGUCUUAAAUUUAUAAUUAAUGACAGGUUAUUAAAGAAAUUACCAUUUUUCAACUUUC
Molecule: messenger RNA, 973 nt
Organism: Zonotrichia albicollis (white-throated sparrow)
Lineage: Eukaryota; Metazoa; Chordata; Aves; Passeriformes; Passerellidae
Source: RefSeq, a predicted model, not a curated record